This is a messenger RNA of Nilaparvata lugens (brown planthopper), 9473 nucleotides long. Its product is annotated as leucine-rich repeats and immunoglobulin-like domains protein 3. Gene Ontology annotation, molecular function: protein binding. The record is from RefSeq and is a predicted model, not a curated record. Lineage: Eukaryota; Metazoa; Arthropoda; Insecta; Hemiptera; Delphacidae. The transcript is spliced from 14 exons. The coding region runs from base 448 to 3222 and encodes 924 amino acids.
UAUUGUGGUAUAGGUAUUCUGUGUAUAUAAUUUGUAUACUGUGAGCUGUAGAGAGAGUCUACACUCUACAGUGUCAAGUUUUGAAAAGUGAUGGUGGUGGCCAUGGAUGGUGUGGGUGAAACAAACAUCAAUGCAUUUUUAGUUUGUUUCUUAUUUUAAUUACACUAGAAACAUUCCUGGUGAAGUUUAGGAUUGGUUUUUCAUUAAUAGUAACCGCUAUUGUGUUUCAUAACAAAUUACACUUCGUAUCGCGUUUGUCCUAGAAUUUGAAUGGGACAUGUUGUGUGAGAUCUCAGUUACUUCAUUGAGUUGAGUUUUUCUUAGUUUGCAUUCGCCUCUUAGGUGUAGCAGACAAUCAAAAAUGGUUCGAAAGCCUCCAUAAAAUUCUUCUUUACAAUUAAUCAACUCAGCUAAUCGACUUUCAACACUUUCUGUUUAAAAUUCAUUAUGAUUUUUCACCAUACUUUGUUUUUGUUAUUUCUAUUCCAUGUCUGCAAUAGUAACAUUUUUCAAUGUUUAGUAUGUGAAUGUGACGAUUCUGAAAAGUUCAUGAAUUGUAUGAACAAAAGUUUGAAUGAAAUCCCUAAAAAUAUUCCCGAUUGGAUUGAAGUCUUAGAUUUUAGUGGGAAUAAACUAACUGAUGUCAUUGCCCCUUUGGAUUUCUCAAAGUUUUCAAGCCUUGUCGAAUUAAACUUGAACAAAAAUCUGUUGCAUUCUAUUCCAAUUAUGGAGACUGAUGUGAACCUGACAACACUGAGCAUGUCUCAUAAUAGAAUUUCGACCGUCAGUAAAGGAAGGCUUGAAAAAUUUCCGUUUCUGAAAAACUUGGAUCUCAGUGGCAAUCGUAUUGACGAACUGAAACAUGGCAUGUUCCCCAAUUCUUCUAACAUUGAAAGCUUAAAUUUGAACAAUAACAACAUCUCUAAAAUUGUGAAUACAAGUUUUGAUGGUUUGCGAUCUUUGAAUGAAUUGAAGUUGAAUAGGAACAAUUUGACUUCGCUGAGCACUUACAUUUUUUCCCCUCUUGUAAAACUGGAAACACUGGACCUGAAUCAAAACCAAUUGACUGAGAUUACAGCUUAUACAUUCUUCAAUCUAGUGAACUUGACUACUCUAAGAAUUCGCCACAAUGCUAUUCAUACUCUAAAUGAUGGUGCUUUCUUCAAACUGAUAAAUUUAAAUGUUUUACAACUUGACAGAAAUCUAAUAAAAAAUGUAACAAAAAAUUGGCUCUAUUCUCUCAAAUCAUUGCAUCGUCUCUCUCUGAGUCAUAACGCAAUCCGUGAAAUCGAAGGGGACUGGGAAGACUGCAGCAAUAUCACUGAUCUCGAUUUAUCAUUCAACCAAGUACCUGCAAUCGAGGAGAAAACUUUUCGAUUCCUUAAUAAAUUAAAAAAAUUGAUUCUUAACAAUAAUCAUAUAACGAGUAUUGCAGAAGGAGCUUUCUUGCACACGCCUGAAUUGAUUGUUCUUGAUCUCAAUAACAAUAAUAUAUCAUGGACUUUCGAAGAUGAUAGCAACAGCGCUUUCAUUGGAUUAAAAAAGUUGCGAAAGUUGAACUUGGCUGGCAACAUGAUAACCACCAUUCAUCCGAAUGCAUUUGCUGGAUUGGACAGCCUGAUGGAACUCGACUUGCAAGGCAAUCCCAUCCGAAUAGUUCUCAACAAUUCUUUCAGUUUGAUGCCUCAGUUGGAAGUUCUAUUCAUGAAUAGCAGCUGGCUAUUAUGCGACUGCAACAUUGAUUGGCUGCCUGAAUGGCUGUCCCUCAACGUCAAACCUAUUCCCAACUUGAAAUGCGAAUAUCCAGAAAGAUUGAAAGAUAAGACGUUGGUGGAUAUUCCUCGCAGUAGUUUCUUGUGUGUUGAUUCUCCAAAGCCUCACCUAGUUGAAGAGCCGACCUCGCAAGUUGUAUUGGCUGAAUCGAAUGUAACCCUGUCCUGCCGUGCCAAGUCGUCUUCGGAUAGCCCAAUGUCGUUCAUUUGGAAGCGACACAAUCAGGAAAUCAGCCGAAUAGUAACGGUUUCCGGAGUCGAACAGUCAGCACAACUAAACUUGUACAAUGUGUCGUUCGAUCAUUCUGCCAAAUAUCAGUGCAUUGUGAGCAAUAAGUUCAGUACAACCUACUCACGCAAGGCGGAAUUGAGUGUUGUUGUUUUCCCAGUUUUUUUGAAGAAACCGUCGAACGUGACAAUAAAAGUUGGUUCGAACGCACGACUGGAGUGCGCGGCAGACGGGCAUCCGGCUCCGCAGAUCGCAUGGCGAAAAGAUGGCGGAAACGACUUCCGGGCCGCACAUGAGCGGCGCAUGCGAGUCAUGCCCACUGACGACGUCUUCUUCAUCCUCAACGUCAAACCCUCCGACUCGGGAAUCUACACCUGUACUGCCAACAAUCGCGCUGGCACUGCCACCGCCAACGCCUCUCUUACCGUUCUCGAAGCUCCAUCUUUCGUCAAAACAAUGGAUGAGAAUAGGAUAAUCACGAUAGGCGAAGCUGUUGUGCUAGAAUGCAAUGCAUCUGGUUCUCCGAAGCCAAAAUUGACUUGGAGAAAAGACGGGAAACGAUUGUUUAAAACGGACCGGCAUUUCUUCACUUCGCAAGAUCAACUCCUUGUCAUAACUAGCACUGUUCAUAGUGACGAAGGUGUUUAUGAAUGCGAAAUAUCAAACUCGCUUGGAGUCGAGAAAGGCUACUCACGUCUUACAGUACUGCAAGCUUACGCAGUCACGGGAAACGAUGAAAACUUGACUGGUGUUAUAAUGAUGACGUUUGUAUGCUGUGCUGUCGUCACCUCUGCCGUAUGGGUUGUAAUAAUCUAUUACACCAGUUUACGUGCCAGACAAAACAGCGAAGCCCCUGUACCAGUGCAAGCUCUCAAGUCUUCAGCCUCUUACCAUUCGGAUAGUAAAUCUGAUAAUUCUAAUUCCAGUAAAGACAGCGGGACUGGCAACUCCACUAACAAGGGAAGCAAUGAAGAUUUGCUGGCUGCUGUGAAGUGUGCUGGAGGCAGUCGACAAGCGGAAGGCGAAGUGGAAGGGGUGGUUGGCGGGGGAGAAGUGAGUCUACCCCUACUGACCCGCGCGCUAGUCAUGCCCACUCAAGCAUGCUGCAGCAACAUGUCGCAGUCCGCAACACGCACCGACCAUAAUCGAUGUUGUCGGCAUCAUCACAACAACCCCAACUCCUACCUUUGCCUCUACUUGCCUCCUCAUCAAGCCAACUGACGGACUGUCACUUUUAAUUUUGUACAAUAUUUGAAAAAAAUGUUUACUGAUUAACUCAAGGGUAAAUUAUUGAUAUCAAUACUGAUUGAUACUAGGCAUCUAUGAAUACAGAUCUACACUAUCGAUAGUGAUGAGACUUGAUAACUUAUCGGUACUGAUCGUCACUUUGUAACUUAUAGACGUUUAGUUGAUGUUUGGAUAGUGAUACUAAAAUCAGACUUGUUACUGUUACUUACUAUAGGAUUAGAAACAAACAAGCAUUAUUUUAAUAUAUAUUUUUUAAAUCAAUCAAACUUCUUUUGAGGGUCACCUUUAUAGUGAUACGUGAACCAAACUUUUCACUUUCACUUCAGUAGUAAAUCAUUCAAGGAUUACUCAAGUCAUAUUUUUAAUCUAUUAAAAAUAUAUUUAUAUCACUUGAAGGUCCUUUAUCUAUACUACUUAUCCCCUCAUUCUUCGUUAUCACUUCAGCAGUAGAGUAAUAUAGUACUCGCAGACUACUGCAGCAGUAUUAUAUUAUUUUCUACAUUUUAUUCAUUUUUUUUUUUUAAUUUUUGGAUGUCGCCUGUUAUUAAUAUUAAUAUUGAAUUUACACUUGACACAAAUAACACAGUAGUAGAAUCUAUCAUGGACUUAUGAAGCAGUAUUUUUAAUCGUAAACCUUGAAUUAUUUUUUGAUUUCAGGGACUUUUUAAUGAUCAUUUAGUGAUAUCACCUACUGUAUACCACAUGUAUACAGGGCUACUUGUUUUAGUAAUACCAUAGAGAAGCAAUAGCGUAAGUAGAUAUCCCAUGGUAUAGGACAUUUAUGUCGCAACUUUUACUGUUAUCUCAAGCCGAUUACUGUUGAUUAUUGUCGAAUUUUACUGUUUUGUUGGGGUGAGAGUGUAUGAACGGCACGAUAUGAGAGACUAUCAGUGUCUCACAGCUUCACGGGAAAGAAUUACAUGAACUAGCGGCUUGAGAUAACAGUAAAAGUUGCGACAUAAACGCCCUAUACCAUGGGAUAUCUACUUACGCUAUUGUUUCUCUAUGGUAAUACUUAACAAGUCUUUGCAGAGCGUAAAAUUUCAAGAGAUUUCAAAAAAUAAUUUUUUCAUGUCAUUUUUUUUCUAUUAGAUUUUAUUCCUCUUGGAUAUUCAAUGUUAUCUUGAUUUUCGUAUUAGAAUAAUUAUUUUGAAACGAAAUUAUUUUUUAUAUCCUUGUGUAUUACCAAUUGAUGCAAAGUGUUUUAAAGUUCUAUUUGCUUUUCAAAACGGUUUUCAGCUGAAAGGAAAUAUCUACAAUAGUGUGUAUUUCAAAAAAGGAUUUCAAUAUUAAUUUAUCAAUUUAAAUAGCAAUGUAUUCAUUUUAUUUAUUAAAUAUCAAUGUAAAUAUUCCAGUAUCAAUUUGUUGUAAUUGAUUUACUUCUUGUGUAAUAGUGGAAGAAUGACGUCAAAUUUAUUGUUUCUAGUUACGUUUUUAGAAGGCUUAGAUAGCCUUGAAGCAUGCUACUUUUAAUGUAACUUUUUAUUGUUUUUUAAUAUUUCAACACUUGAGGAUCCACGCUUUCGUUUUAUUUUUCUGUUUUGACAGCAAAAUAUUUGAUUUCAACGCAACUUUGCACGUUUCUAAAACGUCUGAUCAUUUCAUUCUUAUGAUAAUAUUAUUAUAUUAUUAUUUCUUAAUAUAGUUGAAAUAAUUUCAAUUUUGUCAUUUUCAUAACUUUACCAAACUUCCAAUCUACCGAUCAUUUUUAAAUCACUAGGUAUGUAUAUUUUUAAACUGUUAAAACUCUUUCAAUUUUGUUUUUUAACUCAAUAGUGUUUGAACACUACCAAUUAAUGUUAUCACAAUUUAUCGAUUUUAUCUACUACUUUCAGCUCAAGAAUGCUAUUGCAUAUUUUUUAAUUUUGUCAAUUUUAUCAAAGACAAUAUGAUCAUUGUUAUUAUGAUUCACAUGAUUUUUUUAAUACGAUUUUAUUAUUCAUUCAAGUUUUAUUCUAUAGCGAUAAUUAAUAUAUUCACUUAUCGUGAAGUGGUUGGUAAUAACCAACUGAAAUUUAAAUUCAAAACUAUAUCGAGAAAUGUAAUCUUUCUUGAAAGUUCUGGAUGAACUAAACUAAUUAAUUAAUUGACAAAUUAAAAAUUAAUUGAGUUAAUAAUCUUGAGUGUAUGAUUCUGAUCUUGAUUCAAUGUCAUUGACUGUUGAAUUGAUUCUCUGUAUGUAGAAUAUAUCACCACAAAUUCGUCCAAUAAUUCCGAAAACUGUGUAUUGAAGAAAUUUCAAUCAAUUUGAUUGGAUGCACUUAAUACUAAUGUAAUUCUGUUGUGUAUAUUUGCACAAAUAAUAUGUUCAAUUAUGUGACUAUUAGUUUGUAUAUAGAAGUUUUAGUAUAUGAGUUGUUGUGAUUAGUUAGGUUCUAGAAGAUGUGUUAAUAAGAGCAACAUGUUAGUAAAUUAUGAGUAGAUUGUACAUUAUGCAUAAAAUCCCUCGCACACUUAUACAAUGCUCCCAAACAUGAAAUUUAUAAUUGGUGGUACGGGGUUUUUAAAAUAUAAUAUUCAGCAACUAACGCUGGAUACAGACUGUAGUAAUAUUAUUGUGAGCACAAAAAAUAUAAACUAUUUUCAAAAUAUACGUAUGAUUGAAUACGUUCCAGCAGUAUUUUAAAUACAGUAGUGUAUGUCUAGUAUUGAUGCAUACAGUUACGUUUCAUUUCUUCAGUAUUUCAUUGACUUUACUUGAGAACUAAUCAAGGAUUAACUCAUUUAUUUCAAAUAGAUUUCGUUUGAUUCUUUCUUUAUCCUGUUGUGGAUUUUUGUUCUUUUGUUUUAUCAUAUACUAUAUUGAAGUAUUCUCUUUUUUUAUAAUAAAGUAUGAUUUUUUAUCUAUAAGUAGUUUUGAAUAGUUUAUUAGAACCUUUAGAGUUCUAGAAAGCGUAAUAUGUAAACAUGUGAAUUCAAUUAAUCUUUGAAUUAAUGGCGAUUAAAUGAAAGGAUCAUUUAUUACGAAAGCCAGUCUAUACCAUGAUACUGUAGCAGCUGGGUUAAUUAUUUUGUAUGAUUAUUAUUAUUGGUAACGUUAUUUAGUAUCUAGUGUUGUGACUUGACUUCUCUUAAUUUCAAGGAAGCUUUGUUUUAUUAUGUUAUUCUUCAGUUUAUUUUGAUUCAGAACAUUUUUUAAUUCCAUUUGGUUUGUAAUAUCUAUAAACAUAUUCAACUCUUUGGUCUUAAAGAUGGAAUAAUGUGAUAUAAUUUUGUUUUAUUCCUGGUUCUGGCAGUUACAUUUUAUCGUCUAAUUUGUAUUUUAUUACAUGAAAACUUCAUGAAAAUAUAUCAUUUGUUUUCACUUUUAUAUUAAUUAACUGAUACAUUUUUAUUUGUUAAUUCCUAUAUUGACCAUAAAUAUAUUAUUCAUGUAUUAUGUAAUGUAAGAAUAUUAUAAUUUGAUAAUUUCACAGUUCAUUAGGACGGAGGUAUAGUCUUAUAAAACUAUUGUUGCAAAACAAAACAUCUCUGCAAAGGCACAAGUUUGAGCGCAGGUAAGCUCUACUACUUCAUAGAAAGCUAACAAAAUUGCUUAGUAAUACAAUACUUACCAUAAUAAUUUACUGCUGAAUUAUGUCAUGAAUUUCAUGAUGUUUAAUGAUGAAUUAUAUACACAUAUAUUUACUGCUGUAGUAAUACAUUGAAAUAGUAGUAUUCAUACAAUAUAAGUAGCAUUGAUUCGUAGUUUAUUACUCAUCAAGUACUCUAUUUUGCUCUAUAUUUGAUUGAACAUAAUUAUCAAGAAAGUACAAAUUAGUUCUAUUUUACAUCUAACAAAUAUUGUAUUCUGACGUGAUGUUGUUGGGUAUGUGUUUUAAUAGUUUUAAAGUUCAAUUUUAAUUGUUCAACUUAUUUUGUUUUUAAUUUCAGUAGCCCAUUUGUAACUGACAAUGCAAUAAUUUCGUUGUUGGGUUUGUGUUUUAAUCGUUUUAAAGUUCAACUUUUGUUUUUAAUUUCAGUAGUUCAUUUGUUAUUGACAAUGCAAUUAUUUAUUCAAUAAUUACGUAUUCAAAUAUCGUAUUUUGACCUGAUGUUGGGUUUGUGUUCUAAUAGUUUUAAGGUUCAAUUUUACUUGUUCAACUCAUUUUAUUUUUAAUUUCAGUAGUUCAUUUGUUAUUUACAAUGUAAUUAUUUAUUCAAUAAUUUCGUCCAUUUAUUACAGUAUUGUAAAUGUAAAACAAACAAUAUUCGUAUAGAGUUAGUAUAUGAGGAGUCUCUUAAUUUGGAGAAGUUGGAUUAAUUUUUUUAUCAAUCCAAUAUAUCGAAAUGGUAUGUCCCUCGUCUAAUUGAAACCUCAAGUCCUUGGAAACUAUUAAAAAAGUUAACUAUUUAUAGUAUUCAAAUGUAUAGGUUUUCAAUAUUCAUGUUUUGCAUUCACAAAGAUUUUAACAUUCUUAUAUUCUAUUAUGAAUCAAUUAAUCGUUCUAUCUCAUUCAAAUUCUGUCUAUUUUAUCUUAUUAAUCGUACACUUACAAUUGCAUCAUGUUUGAAAGUGAUAUGAAGAAACUCCUCAGGUAGUAACCUUGAACCCCCCUCCAACUACAUUGGUGCUUUCCUCUGUGGAGUUUAGGAGAAAAUUGAAAUAGGACAGCCAUUUUUCAUGUUCUUUGUUGGGGAAGAAAAUAAAAUUAUGUCGUAAAUAGAUAGAUUAUUUUUAAGAUGCAAUUUUAUGCCUCGAAUUGACAAUUUAUUUUAGGCUCAUUGUAGUUAAGAUAAGUAUUAUAUCUGUUAUUCCAUGAAUAAUUUUUCAAUUAUUUUUGAACCCAAAAUCGGAAUUGGUAACUCAGCCUAGUAUUAAACAUUAAUUAUAUCUUCAACCAAUAAUAGAAUCACUGGGUAAAUCAAUAUUGUAUGGGUUUUUAUCAUCUUUUAAUUAUUUAUUAUUGUUACUCACACAUUCAUGGUUAUGUCUUUAUUAUCAAAAUUAUUUCAGUUUAUUCUACUCGAAGUUUGAUUUUAGAACAGAUGUCAUGCUUUUAUCAUUUUCAAAAUAAAAUUUUAAAACAAAUCAAAAGUUUUGAUUUUUAAUGACUCAAGUUUAAACUUAUUUUAGAUAUGCCACCAAUUAUCAUGAGUCGAAUGUUCUGUUCACCAACUGCCUCGUUGGAAGGCUGCAAAUGCUAAAUCCUCGCAUUAAAUAUUAUUUGAAGUAUUAUUUAAUUUAUUGAAAAUACAGUAUUCAUUCUAAAUUUUUUUUAAGCUAUAAUAUGAUUUGAUUUCAAUACAUGUUUGUUUUAUUUUUGUAGUAUGAGAGAAGGAUAUGGACUACUUGUAUCGAUUUAUUGACUGGAAUUAUAUUUUUCAAUAUAAUAUUUUAUCUUGGUGUAUCCAAAUUUAAUCAUAGUAUUAUUCUAUUAUAUUAUUCAUGCAAUUUUUAUUAGUUCAUGAUGUUUAUCAUGCCUGCAAAUCGUACAAUGGCCUUCACAUUCAGUUUGAAUUAAUUUUAUGAAGUAUACAUUUUGUUAAGAUAUUUUAAUACUCUUAUUAUUACACAAAGGAACCAAAAGUAUUUUGCAGUUGAUUACAUUCGGCUGUAUUCUAAAUUAUUUUUAUAUUUUCCACUUAUUUAAUAUUAUGGUAUUAUGAAGUUUGAUUUUGCGUUUCUACUUGGAUUGAUAGCCUACAUUAAUUUCAUCGCAGAAAAACAGCAUUUCUACUUGGUUGAAAUCCUUUAUUUAGAUUUAGUUAUAGAUUUCCCUACAAUAAUUUAUAUGAUAGCUAAGGGCUGUUGUCAGAGUUCUCGGAUCGCACCUGAUCAAUUCCAGGGCUUCUGACAUGACCUUACGACUGUUUUUAGGGAAUCCGAGAAAAUUUCCCGGUUUGAAUUCAAUUCGGUUUCAAAUUUAAAUACGGUAUGGAUUUCUGAAUUAUUAUCGAAAAUUUUUCACUCAGAACCCUUUUUCGAUCAUAAAUUUUACUCUAGAGAAACUUUUAAAAAUCGAAUAUUUCAAAAUUGAUUGUAUUGUUAAUGAAUAAAGCUUUAAUUUUAGUUUAUAAGAAAAAUUAGUUGAGCUGUUUAAGUAGCCUAUUACGUUUUUUAUUGUUCAAAUAAUAGUUAACCCUAUUGUACAGCUAAUGUAUUAGUUUUACAUUUUAAAACGACUGAAAUUACAGUAAUUAUUAUAUUACUUUAUUUGGUAGACCAGUAGAAAUCGCAGGUUGAGUAUGAAUAGUUCUUUUGGUUUCUUGUUUUGAAUAAAGGUAUUUUAUUUUGCAAGAUA